CCGCGAUUCCUUUAAAAAAUUUAAAAUAAAAACAAGAAAAAAUCAGAAUUUCAAAAGAAUUAAAUUAAAUCGAAAGAAAAUUUAGAAAAAAAUAAAAUUUUGCACUAAAUUACAAAAGCAACAAAGAAACAAGUGAUUUGAGUGGAAAUCAAGAGAGGAAAGUGGCAAGAUACUCAAGACUUCGGUCGCAAAAAGGAGAUUCGAACGCAUAUGUAUAAAUUGCGUGAGGCAAGAUUGCGUGAUUUGUACGAUAUGGAUACAACAGGUGCUAAUUAUGGGGUCUCGAAGACAAGUAGUCAUGGCGAUUUGGUAGCUGAUCAUAGUUUUGCGAGCAUGAAGGCGAAGGAAGUAAGGGAUUCGGAGAGUCCAACGAGAGACAAUCGCGGCGGAAUAAUUCGCCCUCCAACCGGCGAAUGGAACGUAAUUUCAUCCACGGAAAAAAGUGCUGAUGGCAAAGAAGCCAAACAUCACACUUUGGCAACGACGGGCGGUGUCAAGAACAUCGCUGGCGGCAAAAAAGCUUACGCUGGUCUCGAAGAGGAAACAACUCAUCGUCGUGUCGACGGAGACACGAGCACCGAAGGUCAUUCCUCAAAAACGCAACUUUCCGAACAUUCUGUCACUGGCAACGAACGCGACGGCAAAGUCGAACGUUUCUCCAAAUCCUUCCAAUCAUCCUCGUCUUCCGUCACACGAAGCGGCAAAACUAUCACGAAUGACUUUGAUUCGCCGGAUUUUGCUGCUCUCAAGCCUCGAGCGGUGCAAAAAGACAUCUUUGACGAAAAUAUGUCCUUGAAUCGACGCGACAGUCAACAAUCCGUGUCGAGUAGCAAGCAUCAUCACGAGCAAAGUACGCGUCGCGAGUCUUCAACGCAUCAAGAAAUGCGCGAAAAUGUUCGGGAAGAGCAGCAACAACGCCACGAACGUCAUCAGAAUCAGUAUUCGGCAACUUCGUCGACGACGAAACACGAUGAAAGCCAUCAAAAUGUCCAAAAAUCCACGAAGGACGAGAAUAUUCGCGGCGAACAUUUGCAAACGACUCGAAAUCCCGAGCGAGUCAUCGAAGCAUUCCGUUUGGCGGAGAAACCGGGACAAGUUGUCGCUCGUACAGUCGUUCAUACGAAGCCUGACACCGUUUGCAUCACAGAAACGAAGGUUUUGACGGACGGCACAAAAGUGACAACGAAGCGGUAUGAAAGAGUUUCCACGAAAUCCGACAUUCAAACGUUGCGGAAGCAAUUUAACGCGAUCGACGCCUCAAAUACUACGACGACAACGACAAAAACCGACAAACGAUUCACGGACGAACAAAAUUCGCAACAAAAACAUUUAAGACAAACUUCGGGAACACCAAAAAUUCCCGAAAAUCGAACUUCGACGACGACUGUGGAUCAUCAAAUGACUUCCGAUCAUCAAAAUGCUUCCAUUCAAAAAAUCCAGAUCAACCAGGAAGAGUCAAACACCGUCACAAAAUCGAAAAUUAUCAAAAGUGACGGCACUGAAGUCAAUAUUCAAACGCAUCCCGGCACAAAUGUCACGAGAGUCGAACGAACGGAACAUCGCGAAACUUUGACUCAAAUUCCCGGGGAACUUCCGCCGAACCAAGAUAUCGUCAUUGAGGAACGUUUCGUUACCCAUUACGACAACAAGGAUAACGUUCGUCGUGAUAGCUACACAAAAACGGAAGUCACCGAAAAAAUUGUCGAUGAAAAAUUCGAUGAACGAACAACAAAAAAGACUUCAGCUCCAGUCGUGGAAAAUACUCGAAUUUCCGUAGAAGUCGAUAAAACGCAUCAAGCAUGGGCAAGUUCACUGCGUUGUGUGACUCCGCCGCCAGAAGGACAUCAUGCGCAACCGAAUUAUCAGUCGCCUUCUGCGAAACGUCCUUCGCGCCGUAGUCCUUCCCGCGAUUCAGACGUUACGAAAAUAAGCAAUACGACGAUUACGAAGUCGACGCAAUAUUUGCCGGGAAAGAAAACGGUAACGACGGAAUUUAGAACGCACGUUCAGUCGCCUGAUAGGAAGCCAGUUGUGAGAGGAGGACGUCCUCAGAGAUAUGUGACAGAUUCGGAAAGUGAAGAUCAGACAACGAGAAUUUCGACGACGAGAAAAGUUUCGAGUGAUCGUUCGGAAACGCAUGAAACGAGUAAAUUUAUUCGGAAUGAAACGGUUACGGACAACAAAACUCGUAAAACUAAGCCCGUUCUCAAACGCACCGAAACCUACGAAGACCGUUGUCGCUUAUUGAUUGGCAUGCCAGAAAAGCCCCAAUCUCCAACAACGCCUCGUCAACGUUCGGAAGACAACUUAAACUCCCCCAUAAAACCCACAAAAGGAGUUCGCCCCGUAAUUGAUGACGAUUCCGACACAACUCGCCGAUCAUCUUUCACUAAAACAACUUCCGACAUGACUUUCGACAAGAAAACCUUGCGAACUGCCCAGAUGACUGUCGAUAAAAACACAAAAGGAACUCACAAAACGGAAAUUAAACGAACAAUUUCUCCCGUCGACGAAGAUGAAGUCACAACCACAAAAGUAACAACAAAAAUUGAGGACACAAAGAAAACCAAACCUGCAGAUCAAAAACCUUCAAAAUUCACAACUCAUGAAACAGAAACUGUGAAAAUUACUCGAACUGGGGAUAGACCUGACAAUAAACGUCCUGCUACUCGUCGAACUGUUACGGAUUACGCAUCGACGACAGAAGAUGAGGAAUAUUCAAGUACUAUUAAAAGUCGCACGGAGAAGCGAACAAGCGUUGAACAACCUCGUGGAGGAAAACCAGUGAAGCCAACUGAUCAUACAACAACUAAAGUCACUGAAACUGUGGUAAUUACUCAAACCACAGACGAUAAACGUGGCAAAAAACCUUUGCAAAAAGGUCCAAAACUCGUCACAGAAACAGAUGAAGAGGAAAUUGUGACAACCGAGAAUGAAGAAACCAUUGAACGUCGCACUAGCUCUUAUGCUGAUGACACAAUCAGUUCAACUUUGAAGAAAACUGACACCGUUUUCGAAUAUCAUCCGGAUGCUCCAUCUCAAGAUGGUCCGAAGAAACCUCAACGAACUUCAGAUGAUUUCAUCACGAACGAAAAGAUUCAUUCAACGACCAGUGAUUCGAAAACCACGAGAAUUACUGAGUCGCAACCACGUGACAAGAGUCCUUAUACAGGUUCAAAACCAAGCGAUUCGGGGAGAUUCACUCGUUACGAAACUGAAACUGUGAAAAUCACUCGAACUACUGAUGAUGAAACUACAGAUCAAAAAGUUCCUUCUAAGAAAACUCCUUUGAAAAAGGGUCCAAAGAUGGAAACUGAUACCGAAGAAGAAGUUGUGACAACGGAAAAUGAAGAAACAAUUGAACGUCGAACAUCAUCUUACACUGACGACACCAUCAGUUCAACCUUGAAGAAAGUUGAUGCCACUUUUGAUGAGUUUUAUGCCAAGGAACGAAUUCACUCAUCCACGAAUGAAGUUGAUGCCAAACCAACUGAUCAUCCUUCAUUCAUUCCAGCGCAACCACGUGACAAAAGUCCGUACACUGGUUCAGACAAAUUCACAAAAUUCGAGACCGAAACUGUCAAGAUCACUCGAACCAGUGAAGAUGUCGAUCAAAAGGUGCCGAAAAAGCCCGUUAAAAAGGGUCCUAAGUUAGACACUGAUACUGAAGAGGAAGUUGUCACAACGGAAAAUGAAGAAACAAUUGAACGUCGCACAACUUCAUAUGCUGAUGACACAAUCAGUUCAACAUUGAAGAAAAUUGACACAACUUUCGAAUAUCAUCCAACAACGAAAGACGAGACAGUUGAUGAUUUUAUCUCAAAAGAACGAACUCAUUCUACUACCACAAGUACUACGGAAGUUGAUUUCAAACCAAAUAACCAUCCAUCGUACAUUCCGGCGCAACAUCAACCACGUGACAAGAGUCCUUACACAGGCUCCAAAACAGGAACUGAUAAAUUUACAAAGUUUGAAACGGAAACAGUGAAAAUUACAAGAACAACUGAUGAGCAACCAGAAAAGCCGGCGAAGAAACCAGUGCUUAAGAAAGGUCCCAAAUUGGAAACUGAUACCGAUGAAGAGGAAGUCACUGAAGAAACAACUCAUCAUCGCACUUCUUCAUAUUAUGACGAUACAAUUAGUUCUACAUUGAAGAAAAUUGAUACUAGUUUGGAUUAUAUUCCGACUAAGGAUAAGCCAUCAGAUUUACAAGUGAAACAUGAUGACUUUGUGAGUCGGGAAAGAACUCAUACCGAAAAUGUUGCUCAUCAAGUGGUGAAGAAGGACAAGCCAAAAGGUAUGGAACCAGAUCAAAAACGUCCUUCGACUCAUACUACAUCAACAACAACAACAACAACUGUCACUUCAGAAACUGAACACGAAGAUUACGAUCGUAAAAUUUCGACAACAUAUCUCGACGAUACUUUCAGUUCCAACUUGAAAAAAAUCCAUCCUGAUGAAUUUGAGGAUCGUCGAAUUCGCGACAAAAGUCCCAUGCCAUCAACUGUCGAUGAAACAAAAAUCACAAAAGUCGUUGAGGAAGAAAAAACAAUAAUUUCCAGCAAACCAAAACCUCAAGGCCCACAAAAAACCCCAAAAGGUCCGAAAACUAAGAAGCCCGAUUACGAUUCAGAUACUGAUCAAGAUGAUGUUGUCGUUGAAACUUAUUCCGUUAACACGACAACUGGAACCCUUUCUGAUAAUUUGAAGAAAGUUGCGAACAAAAAAGUCACAGAAAUUAAACAAACGUUCGAGUCACCUUCGAAAAAAGGAGAAAGUCCUAAGAAACCGCAAGAAAAACCUUCCACUAAAUACACGAAGGAAGUUACUGAAGUGAAAAAAGUAUUCGAAACUCCCAAGAAACCUACGGAGCCGCAACAAAAAGUCGUUACAACGAAAAAAGUUGUUCAAAAUAACAAAACAAGUGAAUUCAUCAACAAUGAAGUCGUCAAUAAACAACCAGCGACUCGCGUAACUCCUAAGAAGCCUGCAGAUGAGUCAAGUCGCUUUAUUAAAACUGAGGAAAAAUUCACUUCGGCGAAUACUGUUCGUCAUUCAGCGCCUGUUUUUACAACAAAAACUGAAGAUUACUCGUCAAAAACAACUCGUCAUUCGACUCCAGUUGUUCCAACAACUCCCAAAAAAGGUCCUAAAGAAGAGAAACCUCGACGUGGAUCUAUCGUUGAAAUCACAAUUGAUGUCAAAGAAGAUACUGUUGCUAAAAAUACAGACGAAAAAACUCCACGAAAAAAUCGCCCAAGUCGCACUCCUGACAAAAAAGCAACAACAAAAACGACUUCAUCAACCAUCAAAAAAGAAGUAAUUGAAUCUGAUGAACAAUAUUCCAGCAGCGAUAAUCGUCGCCCCGCCAAGAAACCUGUGACAGAAAAGCGUUUAAGUGACGACAUCCAUCGUCGUAAAAUCGUAACAGAAUCCAUCACGAUCAAAAAGGACAUUGUCAGUGACAGUGAUGAUAUGACAACAACUACAACAACAACUCGUAUCACGCCAAAAAAUGAUACCAAGUCAACUGUAACGACGAAAAAAACAACAACUAUCACAAAGGACGAGGAAAAAACUCCCACAAAAUCGCCAAAACAUCAGAAAAAAUGCAUUACCACAAAAACCAUCAAUUUAACGGCGAAAAAUCUCAACACCUCGGAUUCGUUGGAGGAAAACAUGAUCAUCGACAUCCAAAAAGCAAAAUCCUCCCGCGAACAAUCCCCGAACAAAUUAAUUCCGGUUCCCGUUUCGCCAGAUGAUGAACAUGUCAAAACUUUACCGCAGCGCUAUCCGGACAAAGUUGUCGAGCCUGAUGAUGUAAAACCGAAACGUAAACCCGUCGAACGAAACAUUCCGAUUUUCGAGGAACAAACGAACGAUUUUGUCGGCAUUAAAAUCGAAGAAGUUGCCGAUCACUUAAUUGACGUCAAAGAAACUUCCACAAAUUAUACUCAUACGGAGGUCAGUAGUGAUGAUGAUGUCGCCACUUUAUCAGUUUCGAAAAAAGUUAAUCUCUUCAUAAACGAAGCGGAAAAACUCAAAAGUCCAUCGCCAUCGAGAAAAAUGAAAUUUGACCGAGAUGUGAACUUUGACCUGAAACGCGAGAAAUUUUUAACGGAAAAAAUUAUCGAAGAAGCAUCUGAGAGUGAAACGGAAGUCACCACGACUCACAGAAAAAAAUCCGAAACUGACAGAUGUUUUUUGAAUCAACGACCGAAACCCGUUGAAAGAGAACCAUCGCCAAGUGUUUCGUUAAAAAGUACGGAAGUUGUUCAGAAUAUCACAAAGAAAACGACGGAAAAAUUCGAAACAAAGGAUUUUGAUCGUUCCGUUCCGAGACAACAAUCGCCCGGAGCACCUUUAAAAAGUACGGAAGCCGUCAAAAAGGCAAAAGCGAUAUUUGAAAGUCCCAAUCCUGGCACCAUUCCGUCAAAGCCACGCGAUAUAAUUAAUCGCCCAUCAACUUUUGACACAAAACCAAGAACUCCCGUUAUCGAAGACGAAUAUGAGAAGAAAAAUAUCACCCUUGUCGAAGCUUAUGAGGAAAAAAUUGUGCCUAGAACUGCCUAUAAAACAUAUCCCGAACGUCAAAAUUCCCGUUCGUCCCGCAUUGAUGAUGAAAUUAUCCCCGUUCGAGACAGCGAGGAACUUAUUUCAGCCUCUCGUCCUUAUAGCAAGACCCCCGAACGGGAACCCGUGAAGAAAAAUACCACAAAUGAGCGUCAUUAUGAACGCAAAGAAACGCAAAGUUAUCAAUCGAGUUCAAAGUCAAACACUAACAAGACGUCCCCGAGACGUCCAUCGAACGAAAAUACCCCGAGAAAUUCUCGUUACGAAGAUUCGCCACGAAAACAGACACCCAGUGGGGGAAAUCCAUCGCCAAAUAAUCCAAAUCGUCGAUAUUCUUCCGAAAUGCCGCCCUACAUGAAAGACGGAGUCUCCAGCAAAAAAGAUAUUUUCGAGAAAAAAAUAACGACAACGAAUACCGAGACUUUUGAGCGUCGCAAAUCGAUGUCGCCCGCAGUUGAGGACCUCGAGAAGCCACUUUACAACACGAAAGGUCACACGAACAAAGUUGAGUAUGAGCGUUCAUCAUCGCGCGAACUUCCCUCGUACAUGAGUCCGACAGUUUCGUCGCUCGUUCACAGCAAUCGGAAAUUUUCGAUCGAAACGCAGGUGAAACAAGUGCAAAAUGUCGUCGAAGAAGACGAACAUGUCGAAGGACUUGUUUUGAAAAAUAAACGCCCGUCGUAUCAACGAACCCCGUCGAAGGAAGUACGUCGCGUGAGUGUCACUGAUGCCGCGAUCGAAGAUAUUUUCGACCUGGAAAUUCUCGAACACAUGCUCGAAGUUGUUGUUGGGUAUGAACAACGUCGUCGGAUUCGCGCCCAAAUUCGUCUCGUCAAAAAAUUAAUCGCCGAAGGAAAAGUCAUGACAGACGGGAAUGUGAGCACGAAGUUGACGACAAAGACAACGACAACCACGCAACGUCAAAGUCACGAAAGAGCGCCAGAAACGCACGAUUUUCAUACGAUUGAGUCGCAUCAUACGGUACGGAAUGCAACGCCAGUGACGGCAAAAAGGACGACGACAACAACUGUCGAGGAAUAUCGGUCCAAAAAUAAUGAGCAGCCGAAAUUGGUGAAGAAAGAAACGCAUACGUCGACUGCAGGGUUUGGAUCGUCGCCUAAGAAAUCGACACAAAGUCAGAAAAGUUCGAAAAUGACGACGAAACAAGAGCAAGUAAGAACGAGGACUUCGACUACGAGAAAAGAUGAGUUUGGAGUGACGCCAGAUUUUGAGAAUGGAAUGCCGUUAUUUGGAUUGAGUGCGCUCAGGAAAAAGGAUGGACCUUCCUAUGUUCAAUCGAAAGUAACUGGAACAACGGUAACUGAGAAACGCUACUCCGAAAACGGCAAAGCCCCCAUUGGCGAACGCAAAGUCACUCACUACUCCACAGAUCCACGAGAUCUCGAAAAAUUAGUGGAAAAAGAUUCUCGUACACCCUCAGAAAUUCGCGAAAAGCUCUUUGAACGUCAAAAUUCCCGCUCAAAAGGCAUCAGCUCGGUAACGAUGGUCGAGAAAUUCGGCGAAGAUGUCGAACAAGAUCAACGUGCGAUUUUGGACAACAUUUCCGAGCCAUCGACUGUUGCGACAAACGUUUCUCGCGUUUCUCGUAAAUCCGUGGAUGCCUUGAAGCAAAAAUUUUCGAGCUGUGAACAAUCGUCGUCCGUUACGGAAACGACAAUGAGCCAUUAUCCGAAAGCCGGAUUAAUUUUGAGAUCUUCAAGUCGUUCCUCGACUCCCGGUGCAUCGAGUUUCCGUUCGGGAUCCGUGGAUUUUGACGAGUCUGAUGUAGAAAUUAGAUCUCUUACGCGAAAAACGUCACGAGAGCGAAUCAGCUCGUCGCGUCAACAUAUUUCGCAUGAUCCGUUCGAAGAUGAGGAAGCAACGACGACCGUCAAACGAACAACGAGAGUCACAAGCAGCGGAGGAAAUUCUUUUUUAGACUCGAGUGAGAAAGUUACAGAUAUUCAGGAUUUAUUGGCGCGCAUGAAAUCUUUAGAUAAUGCACCCCGAAAACCUGGAGAAACUGCGGAAGACCAAGAAGCCCGCGCUUUAUUAAAUCGCUUUCUUGGAGCCUCAGUCCUCAUGAGCGGCGCCGAAACAAUUUUAUCCGAUUCAGGAGACUCUGGCAUUGCCAACCAAAAGGUCAAAUCAACAAAGACAUCGAGCUCAACGAGAACAUUUUCAUCUGUACACCCAACUUCAGGAACUAAAGUGCUUGAUACAGAUAAAAUUAACGACGAAGAAACUUUGAGACAACUUAUUGAGUCGUCCAAAAGUUACGACGAACGACGUAUUUUAAGAGCCAAGUUGAGACAGUUGAUGGCCGAUAAAGAAGUUGUAAAUAAUAAUAAAAUGGAACGUCAAGAAAGCGUCACCUCCCAAAAGUCUGAAACAAAAGAAUUGACUGAAGUAAUUGAAAAAGUAGCAAGUACCGAAAUCGCUGACGAACCAAAAAAGUCCUCAUCUACGGAUGAUGCACUAAAUAAGGUUCUCGGUGAUGCCGCCAGCGACGCAGCAGCUGGUGAGUCUCGUUUAUUGCCACUGCUUCAAGGUAUUUUGCUUAGCAAGUCAUCUCCGUACUACACCUCGACGGAGACGACGGGCGGAGAUUCCGGCAAUGUUGCUUGCAAUGUUGACAGUUCUCUUUGUCAUAAUAACAGUAACAGUAGUUGUAACAAUUAUGGGCAUGAAUUCUUAAAAAUUGAAGACUCGGGUACGGAAAGUGGGGAAGACUUUCGCCUUCUUGCAGCUGGUUUAAAAAAUGGCGCCGAUGGAAAAGGCGGAGCCGAAAUUUUGGGUGAAGUAAAUGCGGCUCUAAGUCGUUUGCAGUCAUCCAUAAAGGAUGGCAAGGAAAUCGAUAUGGACAUCGAUAAACGUCAUUCACUUUUGACACUUAUUUCAAAGUUGCGAACUGAACUGCUGGGACCCGCAAAACCCGAAGUGACUCCGAAACUCGAGCAAUCAAGUUCGUGUUCAAGUACGCAAUCAGUUCCUGCUCAAAAAACCUUUAAUCGUCAAGAUAGUAAUGGUUCGAGAUUCGCUAAACGUCGAAAUCGUCAAAACCGACACACGGUUGGCGUAAGUCGAGAAGAACUCGCUGAUGCACGACGUUUAGUUGAAGCAAUGAUCAUUCGUGAUGCCCUGAAAACUCUUCCAGCUUUGGAGCCUGAAGCUCCGCCACAAGUUGUGACAGUUGCACCUGCACUGUACAACUUACAAAAACAAAAAUCAGCAGCUUCGAUUACAGACAAAGCUGACAAACCCACAGUUUUGAUGAGACCAAGUCAAUUCAUACAGAAAAAUGUCGCAGAAGACUCUCAUAAUACCACGGCAAAGCCUUUUGGGGUCCCAGCUAAUAAUAAAAUUAAGAUGUUCCGUCAUUGUAGUUAUGAGCAACCACAUAUUGCGAAAGAUGCUGAAGCAAGACGUGCUUCUGUUGAUGUUAUUGAUCCAGAAAAUGCACCAAAAGUCAAGUUUACGAAUGGAUUUGUGAAGAAAACUCCCGAUCAUGUGGAUUCGAGCAGUGAUGAAGAAGGCGAAGAACGAAAACCAACUAAUUUUAACAAAUCUUAUCACACAGUACAAAGUAAAGUUGAUGCUUUUACGAAAAAUAUCUCUCGAGAAGCUUCAGUUGAAAAAACGAAGCCUUUGAAACAUACAGAAUCCGUUAAAUAUGCCACAAAGAAAAAUCGCAUGAGACGUUCGAACACUGUUGAUCUCUCGCGUCAUCAUGAUUUCGAUACAGACGACGAAAUGUCUGAACAUGAAGAUCACAGUGAAGCUUGUCACAGUGAUUCAACGCCAUCUGGAUUCCGUCGCGGACUUAUCGCUCCAAAAGUGCCUCAAGUUCGAAAUAUCAUGCCCGAAUUGAAACCAAAGAAAGAAAGUGAUGAAAAGUUUUUGGCUCUCUUGAAGAAACAAGAACAACCAAAAGCCACGCCAACAUGGGUUAGUCCUAUACAGAAACAGCAGCAACAACAAAACAAUUGGGUUAACAAAUUCGAUAAUUUAAAACAUGCUUUUGAAGCUGGAACAAAGCCUGCUGCAGCAUUUCCAGCCCCAAAAUCCAACAACGUUGCGAUGAAAUUCUGGAAAUGUGCCGAACAAAACAAAAGUGUUGAUCGAAGCACAAUUCUACCGCCUUCAGGUAAAGUUAAGCCUUGGCAACCGCCUCAACCUGCACCAAAAGUCGAAGCUCCAAGACCUCCGAAACCAAAAUUCCCCGUAGAUGCUCUUCCAAAGAAGGAAUUGCCUCAAGCGGAAAAAUUCUCGCAUGCUCCGACAUCAGCAUUUAAGCCUCCGGCGAAGAAAAUUCAAGUUCCUCAAGAAAUUUUUGCUCCAAAAACGGAUGAACCUAAAAAGAUUGCUCCUGUCAGUACGGGAAUGGUGAAACAACUUGCAGCGACAGGAUACAAAGAAACUCCAUACGUUCCUCCGCCAAAAACGAUGGAGCCCACGAAAAAUGUCGUCAGUUCCUUAGUACGCAAAAAUAGUUUGCCUAAGCAAAAAGAAGCUCCUUUGCCAUGUCACAUUCCCUGGAAUGGUCGCAAAAAAGACGGAGCUGUUGAUCAAGCAGCUUCCAAGUUUGAAGUUAAUAAAUACGUGCCAAAGUUGAAUCCGAAAUAUCUUCCGCCUGAUUAUGAGCCUCCGUUCCCGGCUGUGAAACAAGCUCCUGUUUUGGAGGCUCCAUUGCCGAAAGUUCAACCUCCAUCUGUAUCGGCAUUUAAGCGUGGCGUUAGUUUGCCACGACAAGAAUCACUUCCGUUAAAUGUAAAUAACACUUAUGACCCUGCACUCGACACACUUCCCCGUUUCAAUGAUCAGUUCAAUGUUGACACAGUUCCCAAUACACCCGAUGAAAACCCCAAUCCCGUAUACACGAUUACAGAUUACACGCCUAAUGCUGUUUCUACGUACGAACCCUCGUUUACUUCCCGUCCAACACUGAAUCGUUCCGAUUCCCUUACCAAUCCGGAAGCAGAGCCCCUUGUUCUUACGUGUACUAACCAAGUGUAUCAACCGCCGCAAAUGCGUCGAAAUUCAGGCAUUUAUAGCAAAUACAAUCCCAUGUCAAUGUCGACGCCAAGUGUCUCUUCGGGAGUCAUGGUAACAGCUGAGGAAAUGUCAGACUCAGCUAGCGAUACAGAAGACGAGGAUUUCUCGUCGAGUAGCGGACCUGUGCAAGAGUUCAAAGCAGUUACGAAGGUUAUGGCAGCUCCCGUGAGCGGAACUGCUGUUACGGUUAGUAGAAAACCCCAAGAUUUAGAAACACAGAACAAUUUGGCUCAAAGCUUACAAGUGUCUUUGCAGAAAAUCGCGAAACGUACACCGGAAAGGGAACGAAAAUUGACGCCAAAUACAACAAACACGUCAACUGGCAGUGUUGGAAGUGUAGGAAGUACGGGUAGUAAUCGUUCAAGUAUGGGAUCGUCGCCUUAUGAUAACGUACAACACUUACAAAUCCCUCCGCCAAAGCUUGAAGUUAAUUCACCUACGACGCCGCCCAUGUACGAAUAUCAAGCUCCUACUUUUAACAACUAUCAAUCGAAACCUGUAGUUAGUUCAGGUUACAAUGCCCCAAAGCCACUCACAGCGUUCAAUAACACUCAAUCCGUUGGUUAUUACCAACAACCUCACAUAAGACAAGCCCCGCAUCAGGCAUCCUUCCAAUCAAACAACCUCCAACGGGCCAAAUCAAGUCACUAUUUAUCUGUGCCAGAGCCCUCAACUCAACCGUCUCCGCCGAAACCCAUAAUGCAAGAAAAACAGAAACAAAUUGCUGCCUACUUUGGCAGCGGACCAAAUUCAGCCUUUAAACCUCUAGUUAAACCAAAUCCGCCACAAAACCAAACACAAACUCAACCACAAGUGCAAUUCAGACAACAACAAGUACCUCAACAACCUCAAAGCAUCCUUAAACGUCAAAGUACCGCCAUAACAAUGACAACGUCAAUAAAUCGCGCCAAAACUUCCGCAAAACGCCUUAGCGGUCUUUGUCGCAGUCAAACGAUGCCAAAUGUGAAAGACGUCAAUUUACUCGAUGAGGGAAAUGUCGAAGACGCUUUCGAGCAACUUAUCAACUCUUAAACAGAGGACAGGGAACAUAAUAACUAGAGGAGACUGAAAACGUGAUUUUCUUGCAUUCCAAACACACAAAAAAAUACAA
Culicoides brevitarsis is the source of this 12739-nucleotide messenger RNA. RefSeq names its product titin homolog. Lineage: Eukaryota; Metazoa; Arthropoda; Insecta; Diptera; Ceratopogonidae. The coding region runs from base 211 to 12660 and encodes 4149 amino acids. The record is from RefSeq and is a predicted model, not a curated record. The transcript has 11 exons.